GUCGCUGUCGGGCCGGAGAGAGGAGCGCAGCGGGAUGAGCGGGGCCGCUCUGGGUAUCGAGAUCGUGGUGGUGUUCUUCCUGGCGCUGUUCCUGCUGCACCGGUAUGGAGACUUCAGGAAGCAGCAGCGCAUGGUGCUGUUCGGCACGCUGCUGGCCUGGUACCUGUGCUUCCUCAUCGUCUUCAUUUUACCUCUGGACGUCAGCACGACCAUCUACAAGCAGUGUAAGAUAGACCACGAGCACGCCUCCGCUGCCACCGCCAGCCCGUCGUCCAAUCACACGGCUGCAAACACAUCUGUCACACCCACUAAAAGCAGUGUACCAACGCCAUGCUACAAGCCGUGGAGCUACAUCCCCGAUGGCAUCAUGCCCGUGUUCUGGAGGGUGGUGUACUGGACGUCCCAGUGUCUCACGUGGUUGCUGCUGCCCUUCAUGCAGUCGUACGCUCGCUCUGGAGGCUUCUCCAUUACUGGGAAGAUUAAAACGGCGCUGAUAGAGAACGCCAUUUAUUACGGGACCUACCUGCUCAUCUUCGGCUCUCUGCUCAUAUACGUGGCUGUUCAUCCUGAGUGGCACCUCUCCUGGUACGAGCUCCAGACCAUCGGGAUCACAGCAGCUAACACCUGGGGCCUGUUCCUGCUGGUGCUGCUGCUCGGUUACGGCCUGGUGGAAAUCCCCCGCUCCUACUGGAACGCUUCUCGUCACGGGCACUUACUCAUCAAGACGUAUUUCAAGGCGUCCAAGCUGAUGACGGAGAAGGCGGAUGCGGAGGAGAACCUGGAGGACGUGAUGGAGGAGGUGAGAAAAGUCAGUGAAUCCAUCAAGUAUAACCAUCCGCUGAGGAAGUACAUCGAUACAAUUCUCAGGAAGUGCCCGGUGGACUACCAGGAGAAGAUGGGCAGGAACAUGGAUGACUAUGAGGACUUUGAUGACAAACAGAACACUUAUCCCAGUGAGAAGAGCCUGGUGAAGCUUCAUAAACAGGUGAUCUACGCGGUUCAGAGACACAACAGGACUCGGGUCCAGUGGCAGAUCCUCCUGCAGCAGGCCAUCCACCUGGAGGAUGUAGCCAAGAACGAGACCAGUUCCACCCACCAGUUUGUCCACAGCUUCCCAUCCUCUGAGCUCGCCGGCUGGUUCAGCAGAUACGUGUACACGCCGACUGUAGAGUGGUACUGGGAGUGUCUCCUGAAGUGCUGGUUUUACCGGCUGCUGUCUGUGGUCCUGACUCUGUUCAGCGUGGCCGUGGUCUGGUCUGAGUGCACCUUCUUCAGCACCCGGCCCGUCCUGUCGCUGUUCGCCGUGUUCAUCCAGCUGGCUGAGAGAGACUACAACUACCUGUAUAUCGAGAUGGCGUGCUUCAUCACAAUCUUCUUCCUGUGUACCUGCGUUUACUCCACGGUGUUCCGCAUCCGGGUUUUCAACUACUACUACCUGGCCUCCCAUCACCAGACUGAUGCUUACAGCCUCCAGUUCAGCGGCAUGUUGUUCUGUCGUUUAACGCCUCCUCUGUGUCUGAACUUCCUGGGCUUGAUCCACAUGGACUCUGCCAUCUCCCACCAGCAGAAGGAACAGACCGCUUACACCUCGAUCAUGGGAUCGAUGCGUGUUCUCUCUUUCAUUGCUAAUGGCUUCUACAUCUACUACCCCAUACUGAUCGUGAUCCUCUGUAUCGCCACCUACUUCAGUCUGGGGACUCGCUGCCUGAACCUUCUGGGCUUCCAGCAGUUCGUAGGCGACAGUGAAAUGACCUCUGACCUGAUCGACGAGGGCAAGGAGCUGAUCCGACGGGAGAAAAGGAAGCGGCAGAGGAUCGAAGAUGGCGAGAACAGACGGAGAGAGUGGAAGGAGCGUUAUGGAAGCCAGAGAGAAGACUACACGGCCAGGAACAGGAGCAGUCAUGAAAUGAAGGAGACCAGUUACUCAGACACUGUGCCCCCCAGCAAUACCAGACAAGCUAAAUAUUCCCGGGCCGGGAGUCGGGCUGAGAGGGACUGCAUCGAGCUGCUGCAGGACGCCGAACCUUUAGACUUCAACGCCGAUUCCCUGACAGACGACCCUCUGGACGCAGACUCUGGCAGACACGCAGGAGGACGCUAUCUGUCCAUGUCCUCGUCUCGGAGCCGAAUAUUUGACGACGUCUGAGGAGGAGGAGAGAUGUGAAGAGCAAGGGGAACCCAGUUGAACGUCACAGUCUACAGGAAGUGAAUGUACCACAUGACCUCCUCCACCUCACAGCUCACAUGCUGUCCCCCCCUCCCCCAGGAUGCAUGGUAAUUAAAUAACAACCCGGUCAGUGAAGUCCUGUUACCUGGAAUAUCUUCAGAAACAUGUUACAUCAGGUCUCGUGUCCGGCUGCGAAUGGAGGCUCUUUAGAAUAAAUCUGUAUUAAAGUUCCAUAAACUGUUGGUGUGAAUGCAGACUGACAGAUAUUGAUUCUGAUCCAGAUCCAGCCCCCCCCUCUCCUGUCUGUCUGAGCUGCAUGUGCAGGAGUGUGAGCAUGCUCAUGAAUGUGAGUCUGCAGCUGCAUGUCGACACACCGCGUCAGUGAACGGUUCAAUGAAGGUCCAUGACUUUAUUUAUUUUGUUUAUUCUUUGUUUAUCUGUUAUUUAUCUGUAUGUCGUCAUAGAAACAGACACUGAUAAACCUCGUCAGCAGGGCUGCAACUAACCGCUAUUCUCAUCCUCGAUUAAUCUGUCCAUCAUUUCUCCAUUAUUCGAUUGGUUGUUUGGUCUAUAAAAUGUCCUCAAAGGUACUCCGUGUACUGUCAUAGAGGAAUAAAGCAACCAGAAAUCUUCACAUCCGAGGAGCUGAAAUCAAAAACAACAACAAAAAUGACUCAAAGCGAUUAAUCAAUCUUUAAAAUAGUUGGUGAUUAAUUUAAUAGUUGACAUCUAAUCGAUUAAUUGACUAAUCGUUGCAGCUUUACUGAUAAGUUUGAUGUACUGCUGAUUUAAUCCGUCACUUCAUGUGAAGGUCUAAUAACUUAUUGAAUUGUAAUCA
Morone saxatilis (striped sea-bass) is the source of this 3005-nucleotide messenger RNA. RefSeq names its product LMBR1 domain containing 2b (gene lmbrd2b). Gene Ontology annotation, biological process: adrenergic receptor signaling pathway. Gene Ontology annotation, cellular component: membrane. NCBI's taxonomy places the organism in Eukaryota, Metazoa, Chordata, Actinopteri, Moronidae. The record is from RefSeq and is a predicted model, not a curated record.